Dicentrarchus labrax (European seabass) is the source of this 2228-nucleotide messenger RNA. RefSeq names its product stromal cell-derived factor 2-like 1 (gene sdf2l1). NCBI's taxonomy places the organism in Eukaryota, Metazoa, Chordata, Actinopteri, Moronidae. Bases 75 to 728 code for a protein of 217 amino acids. The transcript has 3 exons. The record is from RefSeq and is a predicted model, not a curated record.
AUUGGUUGAACCCAGCAGUAACGUUUGAAAGUGACUGUUCAUCCUCCUCAGUGUCUGCGAACAGAGACACAAAGAUGGAGAUAAUUCACGCUGUCCAUGUUUUUGUCAGAUCUCUGCUGUUUGUGCUGCUGUGGUCAAACUGUGAAGGAAGAGAGUCGGAGCUCAACUAUGUGACCUGCGGCUCGCUGGUCAAGCUGCUCAACACCAGACACAACGUCCGCCUGCACUCCCACGAUGUCAAAUAUGGCUCAGGCAGUGGACAGCAGUCUGUAACCGGAGUGGAGAAUGCAGAUGAUGCCAACAGUUAUUGGCAGAUUCGUGGGAAGCCCAACCGCCCAUGUCAGCGUGGGACAGCCAUCAAGUGUGGUCAGACCAUCCGCAUCACACACAUGAAGACUGGCCGAAAUCUCCACACACACCACUUCAGCUCGCCCCUGUCUAAUAACCAGGAGGUCAGCGCUUUUGGAGAGAGCGGCGAGGGCGAUGACCUGGACGUGUGGUCAGUGCAGUGCGACGGCGACCACUGGGAGCGUGACGAGGCCGUGCGCUUUAAGCACGUGGGCACCGACGUUUUCCUGAGUGUGACCGGUGAGCAGUACGGCCACCCCAUCCGCGGCCAGCGUGAGGUCCACGGCAUGAGCUCUCCCAACCAGCACAACUGGUGGCGCUCCAUGGAGGGCGUCUUCAUCCAGCCCAGCCAGGAGCCGCUGCGCCACGACGAGCUCUGAUCGUCGAGAGACGAAGCAUGGAUUCCUGUUUUCUAGCUCGCCUGGACCAAAUGUAGAAUACUUGACUGAUGACUCAUGCGUGUACAUGUGAAGCACUCAGGGUGUUCUGAGACGAGGGGGUAAUGUUAACAGUUUGAUUGAGGUUAGUGAUACUGUAUGUAGUGUAGACACAUGCUCUAUUUAUUCUAUCAGCUUCCUCGGAGAAUUUCAUAAGGGGAAAACACUUUAUGUGAAAAAUUAAGGCUGGAUUAACAGCAGGGCAUAACAACUACCAUGGGGCCCCCAGGAGCCCAGAAAGCCCCACAUUCACUGUUGUAAUUUGAUUGAUUGUGUUCAGAAAUACACACACCAAAGAACAAUACCAACUGAUAUAUUGAGGGUCAAAUAAAACCUUUAUUUUAGUUGAUAUUGCUCAAAGAAAAUGUCAGACAUUCUAUGGUGUUUCUGCUUUCCUCUGUUUUCUGUCACAGUGAACAGAAUCACUUACUGGUUGGCGUCACCUUGGGCCUUUGGAAUGUGACGGACAUAUUUCUACUAUGGCCCAACAUUUUAUCGACUAAACAAUUAAUCAAGACAAUAAUGAUCAGAUUAUUUACCCUGGUUUGCAGGUCUAGAAAAUUAGUAGUUUCAUUGAUAAGGACAAUCCUUGGGUUUAAAUGCAGAAGUUAUUUCAAGGAAAGAGCCCAUUUUUCCUCUAGCUACUCGUAUUAGAAAUAAAUAAUUAGAACAUUUUCUUAAGGAUUAAUGAAACCUUUGUUUGAUAACCUUUACAGUUAUCUACCAAUAUUCACGCAUUAGUUAAGUUGUACAAGUUGCACUGUCAUAGAAAUUGUAACUAAAUUGUAAGUACAGUUUGGUUUGAUAGAAACUGCAGAUAAAGCUGACAACAGAGAGGGACUGCUGCUUCUUGAGUGGAAUUGAUGCCCACAUGUGGAUUUUUUAUAAGUCCCUCCCUACCUGAGCAGCUUUAAAUCUAGUUUCAUCCUGAUGUGGGCUCUUUACACUCACAGUGGACCAACACAGACGAGUAGAUCCAAUUUUUAAAAAACAGCCUCUAGAACAAACCCAAUCCUGUCUAGUGUGGUAACGUGAUAUCUUCUCACCAUAUAACAGUUUCAAAUCCCUUGUGUGACAGCAACUUGUAUUUAUGUCUUGGUGAAUGUUUAUGUGAAGGGAAGAGAAGUACAUACUUUAUAAAAAUUAGUACUUUUUACAGUUUUUUCCUGCUUUUAAGUUUUGUAUGUUGCAUCCUUUUUAAAAAAUAUUUUGAGAGCUAUCAUUCACAAGUUUGUUAACAAAUGGAAAAAUCUAUCAACAAUGCAUACAACAACCUCAGUCGACUCCUCGUUCUGUUAGGAGGACGCUGGAGAAGCAUACACGAGAACAUGACAUCUGUUUGAGAGCCACACGUGUUUUUAAAAAAAUCUGAAAAUAAAAAUGUUGGGUGUUUGAGUGGAAUGAGAAAGGUGACUGGUUUUGCAUAAAAUGACUUCAUGAUGA